AUGUUCGGGUGGAAUAGUGCUUUGGGACUCCCAACCGUGGGGGCUCAGCCCGAGAUUGAACGCCGUCCGCCCCCGCCUCCGACAACUCUCGACUUUCCCGCCUACGACCCCCUCACGCCGACGGACCACCAUGACCCUGAGGCCUCCCUGAGAGAAAUCCACCAAAUCCUCGCCUCUAUCCGCAAGCCCCAGGAUAUCUCGCGCGAGAAAUUCCGAGCCUUCAACGUCCGCGUCGAAUCCGAUCUCCCUGCCGCCCGCAUCGUCCGUCAGGACGCGGGGUCGCACUCCGUCCCCGCGCUCCCAUGGGAAGACACCUCGCCCCAUGCCGCUCCCGUUAUGGAGGAUGGCUCGCCCUGUCUGCUGGAGAACGGGAACCCGUACCCAGCCAAGGAGCGAUUCGAGGUCCUUAAGAACGAGCUGCUCUUCGACAACGACGACGCCUUCCGCGAGGUCGCUCGUUUGUCGCCUCGUGAGGGGCGCGAGAGGGUCCGCGUCGCCCAGGCGAGGAAGUUCUGGAUGGGUCUGGAGCGCCUGGCAGGGUACUGGGAUGCUAGUCUCGACGAGUACUUUGAGCGUCCGGCGACGCCAGAGCCCACGCCGGACGCCGACAAGAUGCAGAAUCACACCCCGCCGCAAGAGGCGCAACCGAAGCUGGUGGAGCGCUACAAGGGCCGGCGCAUUGGUGCCGGCCACGAGAUGCCGGAGGACAUUCGCGAGGAGACGGUACGAGCGCUGGCGGAGAUGGCUGCCUGGCCCUUCGGAUGCCAGGUGGCUCUUCCGAUGCUUCCGCCACGACUCGCCGUGCGCACACUUCUCUUCCCCGUCCGUCAGACCUUUGGUGCGGCACGGUCCCCGCGCGACCGACAGCUCGCGCGGAGCGGCGUGAUGGAGGGCCCCGUGUUUGUAGCGCAGUGUCGCCCGGAGACCACGUUCCGGGGCCCUGACGACACGCCGGGCACCGGCAUGGGAGAGACCUGCGAUCUCUUCCGCGAGAUCGGUGGCAUGCUCCUGACGGCGCAGGAGCGCGCGCGCCAGGGCACGACCGAGGUGCGACCAGGGGAGGGCAAGUGGUGGACGACGUCGCCUCGCUGGGGCGGUGCGCCCAACGAUGCGGUGGGCGACACCACCAACAACGGGAUCAACAGCGAUGAGAAGCCGGAGACGGAGAGCGUCGGCGGCGCGCGCAAGCGGUCCAAGUACGACCGGCCGCUGGGAUUGCGACGGGGGUCACGCAAGAUGACAAACGCGGAAAAAUGGAAGCUGGUGCAGCCUGGGCCGAGCCUUUGGGACCGGCGUAUGCGGUAUAUUCAGAUUGGAAAGAACCCGGCGAGUCCGUUUGACGACAUUUACAUGUUGUCCUCGAUAAACCACCACAUCGCCAUCCUGCACCUGCGCGUGCAUCGCCGAUAUCUGGAGGUCAUGACGACGGGGCAAAGCGACUUUCCUCCGGAGUCCGACACGCCGGAGCAGGCGUGGCAUGAGUUGCGACUGCGACGCACGCGAUGCCGCAGCUACAGAUGGUCUGCAUCGCAGCGUCACCGCAACGUCAAGUCACGUCACGGCAUGUCCACCAUCCUACGACGCGCCAAUUAUGCGGCUGGAAUUCUCCGGCUGCGCGACGCGAUCACACAAGCGGCCAAUAGAAUGCAGGCGCCGAGUGAGGCUCGAUCCUCGGCUAAUGAUGAAGGAUGUUGUCAUCUCCGAGCGGGCGGACGGGUGGGUGUAUGUGCCUACGGGGCGUUUAUGGGGCGGAUAUUUCCCCAUACCCGUACCGGCACGGCCCAGGACGAAAGCUCCAAGUCAAGCGCAUGGCCGCCGAUCAGGGGGCAGGCGGGCGGUACUUUUGCCCGCCGGAAUACCCAGAAGAGUAAAAGCUACGUAUAUGAGGCUGACCCCAUGGCUAUAGUAUCGUCCCAGAACCAGUCGGUAGCCCUGGGGCUAACAGAUUCAAGGCGGCGCGAGGCGAUCAAGGCAACGCGAAUAGCCCCCCGCCUAGACCGAGAAGAGAGCUUACUCCGUGCCCGUAUGGACUCCGUCGUUCGUGGCCUUGCGUCAGCGCCGGGCCCCCUGAUCGUCGAGCUGGGCCUCGGACUAGCCGUUCUGUCUGUCUUACGGGUUACUCAUGCGUACCUGACACAUGAUAUCCAUGAUGAUAUCAAUAAUAUCCUUACAGGAUUGGCGGCCAUGCAGGCUGACAGUGACAUUGGCUCCGUCCGUGAUGUGAUAUCCAGAGGCAUCCCCAAGGAGAAUUCGACUGACAGGGUGGUGGCUGUCCGCCCCCCGCUGUCACGCUCACGCGGCCCUGAAGUAUUAUUGAAGCAUCGCAGCACGAAGCCUCCCGAUCCCGCCAACCAGGCCCGCGGGACGAAUGCCACGACCAAGCGAGAGGACACCUAG
Molecule: messenger RNA, 2397 nt
Organism: Aspergillus terreus NIH2624
Lineage: Eukaryota; Fungi; Ascomycota; Eurotiomycetes; Eurotiales; Aspergillaceae
Exons: 13
Coding region: 1-2397 (798 amino acids)
Source: RefSeq, a predicted model, not a curated record